This is a messenger RNA of Aspergillus heteromorphus CBS 117.55, 3620 nucleotides long. RefSeq names its product putative PHD finger domain protein. The transcript has 2 exons. Lineage: Eukaryota; Fungi; Ascomycota; Eurotiomycetes; Eurotiales; Aspergillaceae. Gene Ontology annotation, biological process: regulation of transcription by RNA polymerase II. The coding region runs from base 9 to 3539 and encodes 1176 amino acids. The record is from RefSeq and is a predicted model, not a curated record.
CUCCGAUCAUGGCUCCUCUCUCGUCAUCCAAGCAUCGCUCGUCGCCAGGAAAGUCCACUCGAACCCAGCCUAGAGUGACCCUGAAACCGCCCCGGAGCUCGGACACCACCGCCAAUGAAGGCCCGCCGCUCAAGAAGCGCAAGUACGUCCCUGGCGGUCCCGGCGGCGGAGGGAGAUACAUCGAGCUCGACGUGAAGGAACCCCCCAAACCCAAGUCCAGUCCCACCAUCAAGCGUACUUCCUCCAGCUCCCGCAACCGCAACUUCCCAAUCUCCGCCCCAGUACCUCAACAACCUGAACCUCAACCGCAACCUCAACCCGUCCAAUUGCCUCCUCCGCCACCGCCCCCUGUCCCGACGACACCACCCUCCGCGCGUCUGCGACGAGAAAAGAGCCAGAACCGUGGUCGGUUCGGCUCAUCGACCGCCGCCGCCCUGGCUCUGCAACAGGGAGAUGGCUACAAACCGCGAGAGGAGCGAGGCUGGGAGGAGUUCCAUCCGGACCUGGAUAUUGAUGCGAAAUUCGCGGUCUUCGGCGCCGACGAAGUAGAUCGUCCCCCGCCGUCUGCGUCGAUAGCCCAGAUCUUGUCGUCGCCGAACGGUCUCGAGGUGUCGAAUGACAAGGACCCUAUUGCCGAGCUGAUCCGCGCGCACGCCAAUGGCGCAUCCCCGACCCCAGUCAAGCGUCGCCCUGGCCGUCCGCCCCGUCGCCCCGAAGCUAUUCUGAAUGCCCUGGGUUUCAAUCAGCAGCACAAGCCCAUCCCGCCUCCCGGUCCGAACCCCCGUGAGAGGCUCACCCUGCCGAAGCCCUCGUUCCGCAUCCGCGAUCCGUUCACCUUCUACGAUCAGCCCGGUGUGGGUCAGCAGAAUUAUGUCGAUCGCACCAUGGCUAGUGUGGGGUAUCAGGAAAGCGAUCUGUUCCUCCGCCAUGACCGGCGGUUGAUUCGUCUGACGGAGGGUGGGCAGGAAGAUGAUCUGGAUGUCAACCCGGUGACUUCGGAAGGGGAGGUCAAUGCUUCCGUUGGGAGAGUGGAGUACGACAUGGAUGAGCAGGAUGAGAAAUGGCUGGAGGACUACAACGCGAAGCGAAGAGAAGACCAGCUGGAGCCGAUCAAGCCGGCUGUCUUCGAAAUUACCAUGACCAAAAUUGAAAAGGAGUGGCACGUUCUCGAGAAACGUAUCCCAAAACCCAACCCCAAGCCCCCGCAGACCCAACGCCCGCGUUCCAGCUCUGCAGCGGCCGUGAAUGGCGAAACGGCGCCGGGAGAAGAACAGGACAGCAAGUGUGCUAUCUGCGACGAUGGCGACUGUGAAAACUCCAAUGCGAUUGUCUUUUGCGACGGUUGCGAUUUGGCAGUCCAUCAGGAAUGUUAUGGCGUUCCGUUCAUCCCCGAGGGACAGUGGCUCUGUCGCAAGUGUCAACUGAUUGGGAGAGGGUCUGUCAAAUGCAUCUUCUGCCCCAACACGGAGGGUGCCUUCAAGCAGACUACGUCUUCCAAGUGGUCUCAUCUGCUGUGUGCCAUCUGGAUCCCCGAGGUGUCCAUUGGCAAUCCGUCCUUGAUGGAGCCGAUUACCGACGUCGAGAAAGUGCCUCGCAGUCGGUGGAAGCUCAAUUGUUACAUUUGCCGUCAGAGGAUGGGAGCUUCGAUCCAGUGCAGCAACAAGAAUUGCUUCGUCGCGUUCCAUGUGACGUGCGCACGGAGGGCUCAGCUUUACCUGAAGAUGAAGUCGGGUCAUGGGACCCCGGCUGUCAUGGAUUCUCACCUUCUCAAGGCUUUUUGCGACAAGCACGUCCCACCUGAAUGGCGCAGAGAGCAUGGUACCGAUGCUGCCACCGCGGAGGCGGUUGAGUAUUAUCGCAAUACAAUGCAGGGUCGCCGAUGGGGAGACAGUCAAGCGGCAGCUCUCUCGUUGGAGCCUCCACACCCGCUCGGCUGCGAUCACGACGACGAUGGGCACCGUACACAUACCCCGCGCAUCACGCUCACCGUGGGCGGUAACAAGCGCAAGCGACCCACCAUUCCCAAGACGAUCUGGAAGCUCCCGUCCGGGGCGCCUGUGAUCCCGCAGGUCGUGCUGAACUCCGUUGUGGCUUCGCUCCAGCGCUUUGGUGUUCGGCAGAGGAAGCAAUUUAGCGAAGAUGCCUGCAGAUACUGGACCCUCAAACGCGAGGCGAGACGAGGAGCCGCGCUAUUGAAGCGACUGCAGCUUCAGCUGGAAACGUUCUCGUCCAUGGAGAUGACAAGAAGGGACUAUGUUGCGAUGGGAGUUACAGGCAGCAAACGUCUACAGCGGCGUAUUGAGUUCGGAGAGCGGCUGUACUACGAUUUGGAUCGGCUGCGGAUGCUGUGCGACGAAGUCAAGAAGCGCGAGAGGGAGAAGUUGAAGGACGUGGAGACACUUCGGACUGUUGUGGACACCGUCUACUUUCCUAUCUUUCCGCUACUCUGGCCCAUCUUUGAGAAAGCUCAAAUGCUUGACAGUAAGGGUGUCUUCAAACCAGGGCUGUUCUCCAUCCGCGAGAAGCUCCAGGAGCGCUAUUACUCAUCGAUCGCCGCAUUCUCCGCCGACCUGGCUCACAUUUUCACGACUGAGAUCGGCGUGCAACCAGCUGGCGACACCGCCGAACUGCAGAUGCAAAUCAGCGGUCGCGCUCCGGAACUGAGCCUGGAACAACGGGAGAAGAGAAAGCUGGCGAAACGAAUCAUCAAAGCCAUCCAACCUGCGCUGGAGGAUGCGAUCCGGAAGGAAAGCGAGCUGAAUCGCAAGCCCUUCGAGCAGGAACUCAAAGACCUGGAUCUCAUGCUGGAGAAUAGCGUUUUGUCCAGAAGAGGGUCCGAGGUCGGUUCCGCGGAGCAAGGUGGCGAUGAAAAAGUGGAUCCGUCUGAGCUCCCGAAUGGGACCGCCCAGAAGGUCGAGGAGGCAGAUGUUGCGGCCAAAUCAGAACCGGAGGAUAGUGCAAGCAUUGGCAACCUGCCUAACAAAAUGGAUACGAGUGAGGAUGUUACAGCUGAAACCGACCAUGCUGAGAAGUCUACAGAGCCCCGGGUACAGGCCUCGGACGCGGAAGCUGCUCCAGCUGCUGCGCAGGAGACGGAGCCGCAAGGCGCCGAGGUCGCAUCUACUGCUAUACAGCCUAUUGUUGAACAUGAACCAGCUGCCGAUGGAGAGAAUGGGCGGGUAGAGGACAACGCGCAACCCGGGGAUGCUCAGAAAGGGCCACUGACCCCGCCACCCAGCUUCAAGGGCGACCAGCAAUAUCCUUUGGCGCAAGGAGGGAUCCAGUGGUACAUGCAACCGUUCGACCCCAUCGGGACGACGGUCCACGAAGAGCGAUGGACCGGGCGCGAUGUGAUGCGGGGAAUGAGCGAGGAGCUGAGCGAACUGGACGAAGAGGAAUUAAAAGACCUGGUGGAAGAGGACGAGCUGGAAGGGCAGACGGCGAACGCUUCGAGUGACGCUGCCAACGGUGGCGACGGCCCGUCCCAACCGAGUGUGAAGGUGCAUCGGACCCGAAGACGCUGGCGCGGAUUCAAAUGAUCAGGCUCAGGCUAUGGAGAUAUGAUUGAUUCUAAGCGGUGCUUCCUCGUUCUUUUUUUUUUUUUUUCUUUAGAACUUUUC